UUGCAGUAAUGGCGCUGCCCGUGGAGGAGUGGCGGCUCCACGCCGCGCGGGGCUGGGCUGCGCUGGAGCCGGCGGAGCGGGAGCGGCUGGCGGCGGCACCACUGCAGGACGCGGUGCGCCUGGGCUGCGGGCUCCUCCGGCCCGAGGCGGAGCGGGCGGCACUGUGGCGGCUGAGCCAGCGCGAAACGGCGGGCAAGGAUCCGCGGGUCGCCCGGGGCUGCCGCGAGGAGGGGAACCGGCUCUUCGGCCGCCGCCGGUACCGCGCUGCGGCCACCCUGUACUCGCAGGCAGCAUCCCACGAGCUCCCCGGCACCCCUGAGAUCUCCAUCUGCUUUGCCAACCGCUCUGCUGCUCUCUUCCAUCUUGGGUACUUUGAGGUUUGCCUGGAAGAUAUUGCCAGGGCUGAAAGUCACGGCUAUCCAGACAGGCUGCUGCCCAAGGUCUUGCUGCGGAAAGCUGAAUGCCUGCUGUGUUUGGGGAGGUUACGGGAUGCAGCAGACAUCCUCGGUGUGCUGGAGAAGAAAAUCGCUAUGGAUGGGACCAUGGCUAGUCCUACAGAGCAAGCACUGCUGAAAAAGUCAAGUCAACUGAAGAUUAAAAUACGUGAGAGAGAGACCUGUCCAGAGCCACCACGAGAGGCAUGCGGUGGCAUUCAAAGACAGUCGGAGAUCUGGGAAGAGAAUGACAGUAUUUCAGGCGCAUCUUCAUCUUUGAGUUUGAGAUUUAAUAUUGAGAGAGGACGUCACUUGGUGGCCUCUCAGGACAUCCUGCCAGGACAGAGCUUGGUGAAAGAGGAGGCCUUUGUAAGCGUGCUCUGCGCAGGGGAGAGCCUUCUCCUGCCAGGCAGUGGUGAAACAGCGUUGGAUACUCGAGUCACUAAUGCAGAUCUUUAUUGCCACCGUUGUCUGAGGCAGCUCUUAGCUUCAGUACCUUGCCGUGGGUGCAGUUACGCGAAGUACUGCAGCCAGGACUGUGCAGACGUGGCAUGGGAGCAGUACCACCGGACAGAGUGCUCCCUGGGAGCACUGCUUCUCACAUUAGGGGUCUUCUGCCACGUUGCCUUGAGGACUGUCCUGCUAGCAGGAUUUGCAGAGGUUAGCAGGCUGGUGGAAUGGUCCCACAGUGGUGAUGAGAACCUUCGCAGCCCUGAGGUGAGAUGCAAACAUCUCGGUGAGUCCCCAGAUAUGAGAGCUGGUAGCAGAGGUAUCCCAGGUUGUAACGACAGUGGUCAGUACCAGAAUUCUUACCAAGCUGUGUUCAACCUUUUGCCACACGCUGAGAAGCACAGCCCUGAACAUAAGUUCCUUUGCAUGCUGAGUGUCGUAGCUAUAUGCAAACAGCUGCAAGAAGCUGGUCUCGAGGCUGCUGUUUUGAAUCGGGAAUCAUCUGAGAAGCAGUCCAAACAAAAGACACGUGAGAAAACAUCUGAUGAACUGUCUCCAGAGCUGAUGAUUAUGGCAGAAGCAAUGCUGAGGCAUGUGCUGCAGCUGCAAUGUAAUGCACAAGCAAUCACUGUGAUGCAGGAAUUGGAAUCCGGAGAUGGUGCUGUUGUAAAUAAGAAGCCUGUGCGCCUGGCGACAGCCUUCUUUCCUGUCCUCAGCCUUCUGAACCAUUCAUGCUGUCCAAAUAUCAGCGUGUCAUUUAAUGGGACAGCUGCCACUGUCAGAGCAUCACAGCCAAUCCCAAGCGGCCAGGAGAUUUUCCACUGCUACGGGCCACACCAACAUAGAAUGAAGGUUGCUGAGAGACAACAGUGUCUCAGUCAGUAUUUCUUCGAGUGUCGCUGUCAGGCAUGCCUCGACGAGUUAGAGUCUGAUGUCAAAAGCGUGGUGUCCAGGAGAAACUCAUUCUGCUGUCCUAGCUGCCGGGCUUCACUGCAGGGAGAAGACGUUCUUUGUUGUUCAAAUGAAGCUUGUGCAGUUUCCGUCAGCAGAGAGAGCCUGUUACACCGUUUACAGGACCUUCAGCAACAAAUCAAGAAAGCAUUAGAACUGCUAAGAGACAGGAAGGCUGAUCAGGCUGUCAAAAUGCUCCUGAAGUGUCAGAGGAAUGCUGGCAACUUCUUGUCUCCAGAGCAUUUGCUGAUGGGAGAGAUUGAGGAUCAUCUGGCACAGGUCUACGCUACUCUGGGGAGCUGGCAGGAAGCAGCCAGACACCUGGAGAGGAGUAUUGAGAUCGUCGAACUGCAUCAUGGGCCAUCAAGUGUAGAAAUAGGUCAUGAACUUUUCAAGCUGGCACAAAUUCUCUUCAAUGGAUUUGCAGUUUCUGAAGCUCUGAGCACGAUUCGAAGAGCAGAGGAGAUUUUGUCAGUGCACUGUGGUCCUCAGAGUACUCAGAUCCAGGAACUACGAGAGAUGAAGGCCUGUCUGUUAGAGCUUCCCAGAAGUGUCCUUCAGAGGACUUAAUUUCCCUGUCAAAGGAAGCUGCAGUGUGAUGUUUCAUCAAAGCUAAGUUUCAUGUGCAGAUGGUGCAGACUAUUCAAGGACGGAGGCUUCCAGAAGCAUUCUGCUCCUUCCUUUGAGGGAAGGCAGACUUCCCGAGUGAGGAAAACACUGCCAGAAGGAUGGCCCUUGUGCUCUCUAACUGCUGUUUUGCAAAAACAGAGCACCAUCCUUUUUACCCAGAAGCUAAGGGAGUUCGGAAGCAGAAUCUACUAUGGACAGCAGUUGUUUGGUACAGAAAUAGCUGCAGCGUGGCAGGCUAUGGUGAGUUAGACUAAUAUUUUUAAGUGGUAGAAUGAUUUGGUUGUGUGGAGCAUUCACGAGAUUCUUUCAUAGUAGCUGAUAUCGGACAUGCACGGCUACCUCAGAACAAGAACCCAGGGGAGCUGUGGCCAUCUCAGAAAAAAAGGAAGCUGUAACGGGACAUUGCCUCUUGCCAAAACAGGGCAAAAGCAGUCAUGUUCAGCUACAGGUGUCAAAAUCUACCCCUGCCUGUCCCAACCGUCCGUGGCAUUGUGCUGUGGGUAUCGCAGUAGAGGAACAAACCACAGACAGCAGGUGCCAGCUCAGCACCUUCGAACCUCCUAGCAGAUGUCAGCAAUGGUCAGGUUUUGCCCAAGAGAAAGGUUAAGGACUGGCACAUUCCUUCUUAUCACUGCCGCUCACAGGCAAAGCACUCUCCUGUCCCUGUGCCACUGCACUCACCCUAAUUCAAGGAAUAAUGUCCGUUUCACAAAGCCAGCUCUGCCCUAGUGAGUGUUCCCUGUAUGCUCUGCAGCUGAGAUGCCCAAAGCUUACUGGACUUGGUCCUUGAACAGUCUUUACAGAGCAGCCAUUUCACCUUACGGUCCCUGUUGUUCUCUGUGAUGAGGUGUAGCAAAA
Molecule: messenger RNA, 3323 nt
Organism: Cuculus canorus (common cuckoo)
Lineage: Eukaryota; Metazoa; Chordata; Aves; Cuculiformes; Cuculidae
Gene: SMYD4
Product: SET and MYND domain containing 4
Exons: 11
Coding region: 9-2405 (798 amino acids)
Molecular function (GO): protein binding
Source: RefSeq, a predicted model, not a curated record